AUGGCACCGAAUAGUGACAUUUACCAUCCUCAAGAUGCCCUGAAAGCAGGCGUCAACGGCGCCUUGGUUUCGGGAUCCGUUGGUGCUUUUGCUUCCGCAAUCCAAAAUAGUUUACACAAGAAGAAUAUCGGAGCAUUGGGUUUCAUUACAAGGACAGGAGGCACAGCUUUCAUAUUCAGUAAGCCCGUCAAAUCGACCUUUUCGGACGCUAUCAUGUUGACACUUUUCAGCUGCGUUGGGGGGGACAUAUGAAUUCACAAAAUACGCAUCUGCCAACUUGCGAGAGAAGAACGACACUUACAACACCGCAAUUGGAGGAUUUUUGGCGGGAUCAGUCCUAGGAUUAAGAUGUUAAUUUCACCGAAAUCGUUCGCAGCGAACUGAUGCUAAUUCAUUGAUAGUCGGAACAACCCCUGCAGUGCUUGGAUUUGGAACUUUGGCGGCGGUUGUGCUUAGUGCAUUCGAUUAUACUGGUGGUGCCCUGUCCGGAUACAAGAGAGAUCCAAAUGUGGAUGAAUUUGAGCGAAAGGAGCAUUUGAGAAAAAACCGAAGGAUACCUAUUGAGCAGACGGUAGCAGAAUUGGGCGAAGGAAGAGGUAUGUUUUACCAGCCAUUUUGAAGGACUUUCAACUAAUCACUUCAAGGCAUAUAUGGAGUAGGUUACGACGAGAGAAGAAGGGAGAGGAUCAAGGAAAGAUACGGUAUUGAUGUACCAGCUAGAUCUUAAGGGACCUUGUAUUCAUAGUAUGGAGGCCUCGAACAACAAUGUACAUAUGUUUAGGGCUUGCAAAUCGUUUUAAAAUUAUAGGUUGAAGACCUAUAUUUCAGUUUUAUGAACUGACGGCGACCUCAUGACUUACCCAACUCCGAUCAUAGACAUCUGAAAUGAUAAUCAAAAAGACCUAGAGCACAAGUGAGCAUGUUCGAGGAUCUGCUUUUGGCUGAAAGGAAGCAGCGCAAUUGGCGGGUUAUCUAUCACCAACAGGGAAACUGUAUCAACAU
Messenger RNA from Sclerotinia trifoliorum, 1002 nucleotides. The record is from the annotation of a GenBank genome assembly. NCBI's taxonomy places the organism in Eukaryota, Fungi, Ascomycota, Leotiomycetes, Helotiales, Sclerotiniaceae.